Molecule: messenger RNA, 1319 nt
Organism: Aspergillus vadensis CBS 113365
Lineage: Eukaryota; Fungi; Ascomycota; Eurotiomycetes; Eurotiales; Aspergillaceae
Exons: 2
Coding region: 1-1080 (359 amino acids)
Source: RefSeq, a predicted model, not a curated record
AUGGACGCCGGACUCGAGGCGGACACUGUGACUGAGUUUGCCGGAGAAGCUGUGCAGGAGUUCAUGGCUGAAAACUUUGCCGCUUCUAUGAGCCGGUCGAUUGACCCCCGACGACCGUACAAGCUCGACGACACCAGCUGUGUCAACGAAGUACCUCGUGUGCGUGUUUUGCAGGAACACGUUCGCAGACGUAAACAGAUUCGGGACGAGAAGAACCGAGCCUAUGAAACAGCGAAAGGAGAACUUCUGCAAAUAUUCGGUUCCAAUUUCCGACGGGCAGCAGACGAGCUGCCGCGCGCGGGUCACCAGGCACAGAAACAUGUCAAGGCUUGUGAGAAACAGAGCAAGAAGGCAAACCAGCGAUACCAGCGGGCACAGCGUGAGUUUCGAAAUGAGUGGCAGCGGCAGCGCAAUCGCCUGGUGCGCGAGAAUCUGGAACGAUACAAGAACGAGCGACCAGUAAUCGACAGCGAGCGGCAACUCUCCGGAAAAUUGGUGGACGAAGAGGUAAUGUGCGCGCUGGAACGAACCGGGUAUAUGACUCCCCAGCAUAUGCUCUUGAUCGAUACGAUUCUCACCAUGCCCGGCUCUACUGUCGAGAAGGAAUAUCAGCGUCGAAUCUCCGCGAUCAAUGCGAUUAUCGCUUUCUGUGACGUGGAAGAGGGGUCGCCUACCAGACGACCAAACGUUUCCCAGAAACGGCGUGCUGACAAUACACCGCCAUCUACGCCCCCUCCAAAGCGACAAGAACCGUGUGCGGUGGUUGAGCACGAAACAGAGCUUCAAUCAGCGAUUUCGUCAGUCUGCGUCAAAUCUCCGGAUGAAAGACCAACUAUCUGCUUUCUAUGUGUUACAAAUUCCAAGCUCCCCAUAAUCGAACGAUUCAGAAAACAUACUACUCCGGGAUCUCUCAGCAGGCACUUUGUUGACAAGCACGUCAAGCGCUUCCCCAAGGACAUGCGUCUCACGUGCAAUAUCUGUAACAAAGAGCUGGAGCAUAAGAAACAUGUAAUGAACCAUGCGCAGACAGUGCACGGAAUUGUCUCACGUCGGCCAUUGGCUGCUCUUGGCCCAAUCUAAUGAUCACCUUUCGAACCUUCACUUUAAGAUCCGGUUUCAUACGCACUUGAUUGCUAUUGAUCAGUUUUAAUUGUUAUCAUAUACUUCUCGGUGGUGCUAUUUGACUUAACACGCAUCUUCGUGUAUUCUGCUAUGUUACCUGACGAUAUUGCCUUUAUUCGUCUAUUUCCCUUCGAAUAUAUACUGAUAGAAGCGAAACCAGUGUUUGCCGUUCGCCUGCAAAUUGACAUAGAAUAAUG